This is a messenger RNA of Daucus carota subsp. sativus, 1814 nucleotides long. Its product is annotated as 2-oxoisovalerate dehydrogenase subunit alpha 1, mitochondrial. The transcript is spliced from 9 exons. NCBI's taxonomy places the organism in Eukaryota, Viridiplantae, Streptophyta, Magnoliopsida, Apiales, Apiaceae. Gene Ontology annotation, biological process: branched-chain amino acid catabolic process. The coding region runs from base 167 to 1591 and encodes 474 amino acids. Gene Ontology annotation, molecular function: oxidoreductase activity, acting on the aldehyde or oxo group of donors, disulfide as acceptor. The record is from RefSeq and is a predicted model, not a curated record.
AUACUCAAAGACAACUAUACCCAGCAUCCCAUCCAUACCCAUAUUAGCAGCGAAACAAAACAAAAGACACCAAAGCUUCCCACACUAUAUUUUUCCUAAGCAUAGGUGGUGUGUUCUCAAGAAAUCAGAGAAGCUCUCUCCCUAAAUCUAGCCAUAUACUUAUGAUAUGGCUGUCUGCUUAAAAACAUCCAGAACCGCUUUGCACUACGUCAGGACAAGGCCUGGUCCUGCUUUUACUCAUCUUCUUAACAGGACCUUCUUCUCCUGUUCAUCACAUCACUGCAAUCCUCGUAUCAUCAGUACUAAUGAGUAUCGUGUGCAUUCAUCGUUUCUCGGCCUUGGUUCUCGAGCUUCUCAACAUUCCAAAGCUCUGAAAGUCGAAGAUCACGAUCACUCUGAAAACGAGGAAUGGGACUUUCCAGGCGGUAAAGUUCCAUUUACAACGAAGAUAAAAUUCACCGAUGAUUCUUCCAAAGACAGGAUACCUUGUUAUCGAAUUCUUGAUAAUUGCGGCCAACAAAUACGAUCGAGCACAUCAGAAAUGAUAAGCAAGGAACUCGCAGUGAAGUUAUACAGUAGCAUGGUUACACUGCAAAUGCUGGACACCAUCUUCAAUGAGGCACAGAGGCAAGGAAGAAUUUCAUUCUAUCUUACUUCAAAUGGAGAAGAAGCUAUUAACAUAGCAUCAGCUGCUGCACUGUCUAAUGAUGAUGUUAUCUUACCUCAAUACCGUGAACAUGGAGUGCUCUUAUGGCGUGGUUUCAGCCUACAAGAAUUUGCCAACCAAUUGUUUGGAAACAGAUCAGAUUACGGGAAGGGCAGGCAAAUGCCUAUUCAUUAUGGAUCUAACAAGCUCAACUACAUCACCGUCUCAUCGCCUUUAGCUACUCAGAUUCCACAGGCUGUUGGGGUUGCAUAUUCUCUUAAAAUGGAAAAACGGGAUGCAUGUGCUGUUACUUAUUUUGGGGAUGGGUCUUCCAGUGAGGGGGAUUUCCAUGCCGGUUUAAAUCUGGCAGCAGUUUUGGAGGCUCCAGUGAUCUUCUUUUGUAGGAACAAUGGUUGGGCCAUAAGUACUCCCGUCACAGAUCAGUUCCGGAGUGAUGGAAUUGCAGCCAAAGGCCAGGCUUAUGGUAUCCCAAGUAUACGAGUCGAUGGAAAUGACGUCCUUGCUGUUUAUGAUGCAGUACGUGAAGCUCGUGAAAUGGCUAUUAAGGAACAGCGACCCGUUUUAAUUGAGGCUCUCACAUACCGAGUAGGACACCACUCUACCUCUGAUGAUUCCACCAAGUACCGGGCCAUAGAAGAAAUCGAGCAAUGGAAAACAGCUCGAAAUCCUAUUUCUAGAUACAGAAAUUGGGUGGAAAGUAAUGGAUGGUGGAAUGAAGAACAGGAAUCUGAGCUCCGUGGAAGUAUUAGAAAACAGCUUAUGAAUGCAAUCCAAGUUGCAGAGCAGAUAGAGAAACCACUGCUUGCAGAUUUGUUCACUGAUGUAUACCAUGAAAUGCCCUCAAACCUCCAGGAGCAGGAGAGAUCACUAACAGAAACUAUGAAGAAACACCCGCAAGACUUCCCCUCUGGUUUUGCCGUAUGAAAUUCUAUAUAAAUUUUAUUAAACAUCAAGUAGAACUUGAAUCCAAUGUAAACGUACUCAAGGGUGGGACGUGAACAUUGUCAUAGAUUCUAAGUUCUAUACUGAGAAAUAUAAAGCUUUGUAUUAAUUCGAGUAUGGAUUCAAAAUGGGCAUUGUUCCUGAAGCUGAUCCAUAUCAUAAAUCCACAACAAAUAAUUUUAUAGACUUCACCGAUUAAAUCUGA